AUGCUUUUCUACGUAUUACUCUUUUUUGGCAUUGUCUCUCUGUGGUGGCAUUGGAGGGCAAGAAACAGGAUGAAGGUUACAAAUCUCACCGGAAAAUAUAUAUUCAUCACUGGAUGUGACACAGGAUUUGGAAAUAUGGCAGCAAAGAUUUUUGACAAGAAGGGAUUUCGAGUUUUUGCCAGCUGUCUGACUGAAACAGGAGCCAAAGAGUUAAAAGCUGUGACCUCGAAGCACCUUCAGACAGUGCUGCUAGAUGUAAGAGAUUCAGACAGUGUUAAGAAAGUGGCUUCAUGGGUCAAAGCUGAAGUUCAGUCAGAAGGUCUCUGGGGACUUGUCAAUAAUGCUGGGAUUAUGGGGCCAUUAGCUCCUACAGACUGGUUGGAUAUCGAGCACUUCAGAGAACCAAUUGAAGUUAAUUUAAUCGGACUCAUAAAUGUUACAAUAAAUAUGCUUCCCUUGAUUAAAAGAGCAAAGGGAAGGAUAGUAAAUGUAUCCAGUGUUGGAGGUCGCCUAGCAUUCAGUGGUGGAGGCUAUUUUCCUUCAAAGUUUGGGGUAGAAGGCUUUAAUGACAGCUUAAGGAGAGACAUGAAAGCUUUUGGAGUAAAGGUUUGUUGCAUUCAACCUGGACUGUUCAAAACGGCAUUAUCCAAUCCAGCAAGGAUUAUGAAAGAGAAGGAGAUUAUUUGGAAUAAGCUUCCCCCCGAUAUUAAAAAGCAAUAUGGAAAGGAGUAUUUUCAGAAAGAUGCAGCAAAGAAACAAAAGCUGUCCAAGAUCUGUCUUAACAAGGACAUUUCACCAGUUGUUCAGUGCAUGGAGCAUGCCCUAACAAGCCUCCAUCCACGUGCCCAUUAUGUUGUUGGGCAGGAUGCUAAGUUGUUCUGGAGUCCCCUCUCCAAAAUGCCAGCAGUUAUACAGGACUUUCUACUGCUGCGGAACAGAGUAGAGCUUGCAGUUUCCCAUGCAAAGUAA
This is a messenger RNA of Phaethon lepturus (White-tailed tropicbird), 969 nucleotides long. RefSeq names its product dehydrogenase/reductase (SDR family) member 9 (gene DHRS9). Lineage: Eukaryota; Metazoa; Chordata; Aves; Phaethontiformes; Phaethontidae. The record is from RefSeq and is a predicted model, not a curated record. The transcript is spliced from 4 exons. The coding region runs from base 1 to 969 and encodes 322 amino acids.